Peronospora farinosa is the source of this 1380-nucleotide messenger RNA. The record is from the annotation of a GenBank genome assembly. NCBI's taxonomy places the organism in Eukaryota, Oomycota, Peronosporomycetes, Peronosporales, Peronosporaceae.
AUGUUUUCGCUCGCCUCAGCUCCACACAUUUGCACUGUGUUACGCACUACGUCGCCCAGCCGUCGACUGAUUUUCCGCUUGCGUUGUCAUGCGAUACGCGUAUUAUCAACGAGACCAACAGCCGAAGUGGCUGUAGCCACAUGUUCCAAGACAGCGGCUACUGCAGCUAUCGACGUGAUCCCAUUAACCGAAAUGAUGACACUCAAGGACCGUCUUACAAUUUAUAGUCAACUAGGCAAAGCACGUCUUAGUGCAUUGGUAGUUAUGACCACAGGCGCGGGUUUUUUGAUGGCUGGAGGACCCAUUUCCUGGUGCACCUUUGCUGCUGCCACAGUUGGAACGUCUUUGGCUGCUGUAUCUGCCAAUACAUUCAAUCAGUCUUGGGAGGUUGACCUGGACGCUAAAAUGCAGCGUACCCAUCGCCGUCCUCUUCCGUCGGGACGGAUCUCCCAGUCACAUGCUCUGACCUUUGGUGCUGCUACGGGUACAGCCAGUGCGGCUGUUCUAGCCGUUGGAUGCAGUCCAUUGGUGGCUUCAUUGGGCGUGCUGAACAUUGGUCUCUAUUCGCUAGUGUAUACUCCAAUGAAGAUGAAAAGCGAGCUCAACACAUGGGUAGGCUCUGUCGUGGGUGCCAUCCCGCCUAUUAUGGGCUGGGCGGCUGCUACAGGAACUAUUAUGGCACCGGAAGCUGCGCUGCUGGCGUACUUGAUGUAUUGCUGGCAGAUGCCGCACUUUUUUGCUUUGAGCUGGCGAUCACGCAAAGAUUAUGCCCGUGGAGGCUACAAGAUGGUAGCGUGCAACGAUCCCACGGGCUCUCGAAGUGCUGCUUUGGCACUAAGGUACUCGUACUAUAUGGGUGCAAUCCCGAUUGUGGCUGCGGUCACAGAUGCUACGAGCUACAUGUUUGCGGUGGAAGGUACCGUCGUGAACGCGUACACGAUCUACUUGGCGCACAAUUUUUACGCCAACCCGUCAAAUGCAUCAGCACAGAAGGUCUUCCUGGCUUCGCUUUGGUAUCUGCCUGUCAUUAUGGGCUGCAUGGUCCUGCACAGUCAGCAGUGGAUGGAUGACGAGGAAAUUGAAACCAAGAAGGAAGCUAACGUGUGGCGCGAGGUAUUUUUGGGUGAAGUGGUGGAGGAGGACUUUCAGUCGCAGGAUCCCUCGGCUCAUAUUGAAGAGAGUUCUAUGUCUGCGUGGUUGGUGGCAAAGGUGCGCACCGUGCGCCACAGCCUUCGGGAUUUUUGUAUUCACGAAAAUUUGUGGGGAGCAAAGGACGGCAAGCACCAGGCUGACAAGUCCAACGUGCUUUGUCCCGUGCACGUGGGUCACCAGGCUAAGGAGACCGUGACAAUAACAGCACAGGCUUCCAGCAAGGACUGA